Penicillium macrosclerotiorum is the source of this 708-nucleotide messenger RNA. Its product is annotated as Kelch repeat protein. The record is from RefSeq and is a predicted model, not a curated record. The transcript has 2 exons. The coding region runs from base 1 to 708 and encodes 235 amino acids. Gene Ontology annotation, molecular function: protein binding. NCBI's taxonomy places the organism in Eukaryota, Fungi, Ascomycota, Eurotiomycetes, Eurotiales, Aspergillaceae.
AUGACCAAAAUAGCUGCUACGUUUCAAAAGCUCCAGGAGGCCGAGAUUCUCUGUCGCUCGUCCCAAGUUGUUUCGGUUGUGAACGACCAAGUUUACAUUUUUGGGGGAGAGUUGCGACCGCGCGAGCCUCGAGACAAUGAUGUCCACGUUGUAUCAUUGGAAGCCAAUGCUAUGAUUGCUUCUAAGCCGGCCACAUUUUGCUCCCCAUCCCCUCGCGUUGGAUCGGCAGCUUGUACUCUCAACGGAAAGAUUUACAUCUUCUCCGGUCGUGGUGGUGUCGCCAUGGCUCCUGUCGAAGAACAUGGUGCAAUCUGGGAGUUUGAUCCGACCCAAGCGAAAUGGUCUCUGAUUUCACCAUCCGGUCAAGUCUCGAAAGACUUGCCAGCGGCUCGCAGCUACCACUGCAUGGCCAGCGAUGGUGAAGAUACAAUCUACUUGCAUGCAGGAUGCCCAGAAACGGGAAGACUAUCGGAUCUAUGGGCCUUCAGCUUGUCUCGCAAAGAAUGGACCGAGCUUUCCCCGUCAUUUGAUCCUCCUCGCGGAGGUUCAUCAAUCACGUUCACGGAGCACAAACUAUACCGAAUGAAUGGAUUCGAUGGGGAAGCCGAGCAGGGGGUAGCCUGGAUAUUUAUUCACCUGGAACCAACUCCUGGUCUUCACACUCAUACUUGCCUGAUGGUAUUGCCGGCCCCACGCCCCGAAGCGUGA